Messenger RNA from Cucurbita maxima (winter squash), 2365 nucleotides. RefSeq names its product LEAF RUST 10 DISEASE-RESISTANCE LOCUS RECEPTOR-LIKE PROTEIN KINASE-like 1.3. The coding region runs from base 115 to 2181 and encodes 688 amino acids. The record is from RefSeq and is a predicted model, not a curated record. Gene Ontology annotation, molecular function: protein kinase activity; polysaccharide binding; ATP binding. Gene Ontology annotation, biological process: protein phosphorylation. The transcript is spliced from 4 exons. Lineage: Eukaryota; Viridiplantae; Streptophyta; Magnoliopsida; Cucurbitales; Cucurbitaceae.
GACUUUGAUUGAUGAAGUCAACUGCGCGUCUUCCCAUCUCUCCAUCACUCCGCUUCGCCCACCCAUUCCUAUAUCAUAAGCUUCCUCUCUAAUGUCGGAAAAUCACUCAAUCAAAUGGAUUCCAGAUCCUUUCUGCUCUCUCUUUUUCGCCUUUUUUCACCUUUUCUGCUCCUGAUUUUGACCACGUCUCGUGCUUCCCCUGCUUCUGGUGAAUGGUUCUUGAACUGCGAUGAUCAGUUGAACUGCGAUUCCGAGGAAUCUCCUCUCUGGAACAUUAAUGGAAUGGAAAAUUGUGGUGGUGGUAAUCCCAAGUCAAUGAAGCCCAUAUGCCAGGACAGUGGCGGCCGUAAAGUCAUGAAAAUUAUAGGAGAAAAAUACGAAGUCCUGGGCUUUAAUAUGGGCGAUCCACUUCUUAUAGUAAUAGCUGAAAUCGGCUAUACGAAUCGAUUCUGUUCACAGAAAGAAAAAAAUGCGUCAGCUUUCGUCUAUGCGAUGAUUUAUGAAUCUUGCAGGCCUCCCCCACCACGCAAUCCUACUUGUCCUGAUGCAUCCUGUAGUUUAAGUACCGAAGUUAAAAUUCCAGCAUCGUUGUUGAACGAAACUGAUUACGAAUGGAAAAGGGUAGAGCAGCGUACCAUGGAAUACUUCAAGUCAACGCGGGAGGUGAAAUUGAAUGAACAAUGUGGGCAAUGUUGGGUUCCUGGUGCCGUUUACGAUUAUGACUUGCAAUCGAACCAAACAAGAUGCUGCUGUGCAGACAAAGGGCCUGAAUUCUGUCAUUCCCGACCGGCUGCUGCAUCGCCACCAAAGUAUGAUGCGCCAGAAACAGCACCACCUCCUCCCGCAGAGGCAAAGAAGACGAAGAAUACAGCAACAGAAAAAGCCAUUAUAAUUGGUGUUUCGGUUGGAGGAGCUUUUUUGGUGGCAACCAUUUUAGGGUUUUGCAUCUUUUUUUGUUUGGGGAAGAAGAAGAAGAAGCACCCAGUUGGGUAUGUCAGCAAAGAAGCUGCCCUUUCUCCUCCUGUUUCCGAUCCUGUUUCCGACAAAGAUAUGCCUCCCGCUCCUCUUCUGAACUCCUUCCAGACUCAGAGCAUUCCUUCUUACCCCUCUUCCAAAUCUGACCUUGAGAGGCCUUCCCCCAACUCUGAUGUUCAAGUAUUCAGCUAUGCCGAACUCGAAAAAGCUACCCAAAACUUCAACCGUUCUCGAGAGCUUGGCGAUGGAGGAUUUGGCACUGUUUAUUAUGGGAAGCUUGAUGAUGGGCGUGAAGUUGCUGUGAAGCGUCUAUAUGAACAUAACUGCAAACGUGUGGAGCAGUUCAUGAAUGAAGUGAAUAUCCUUGCUGAUUUACAACACAAGAACCUUGUCAAGCUCUAUGGCUGCACCUCCAGAUUUAGCCAAGGCCUUCUCCUUGUCUACGAAUACAUUCCCAAUGGAACUGUCGCCGACCAUCUCCACGGAUCACGGGUGAAGUUUGGUCUCCUCAGUUGGCCGAUUCGGUUGCGAAUCGCCAUCGAAACAGCGAAUGCACUCAUAUAUCUCCAUCGCAAAGACAUCAUACAUCGAGAUGUCAAAACCAAUAACAUUCUCCUUGACAGCACCUGCUCUGUCAAAGUGGCUGAUUUUGGCCUUUCGAGGCUGUUCCCUACUGAUGUAACUCAUGUUUCCACUGCCCCACAAGGCACGCCUGGCUAUGUUGAUCCUGAGUACUACCAAUGCUAUCAACUUACUACUAAGAGCGACGUAUACAGCUUUGGAGUAGUUUUGAUCGAGCUUAUAUCGUCGCUAAGAGCUGUCGACACCGAUAGGAAACGACAGGAUAUCAACUUGAGCAAUAUGGCAGUGAGUAAAAUACAAAGUCAGGCAUUGAAUGAGUUGAUCGAUCCGAAGCUCGGGUUCGACAAGAAUCAUGAAGUUAUGAGGGCGACGACAUCAGUAGCGGAGUUGGCUUUCCGUUGCCUUCAACAAGAAAGAGACAUGAGGCCUUCAAUGGAAGAAGUGGUGGGAGUACUAAGGGAGAUUGAGAAUGACAAAUCCAGUUCUGAGAUGUCUAAAGUUGUCGAUAUAGGAGUCGUUGAAGACGACAUCGGGAUCACAAAGAGAACACCACCCGCCUUUUCGCCGAAUUCUGUCAUAGAUGAUCACUGGGUUAGCAGCUCUACCAUUACAAAUUCCUUGUGAUGGUGUCUUCAUAUGGUAUCAUAUUUUGAUAACACGUUGUGUAUGAUGUGUGCAUGGUAGUUUGUGCAUAGUAUACACUGUAAUUUGACCUCUUAUACAUAGCCGCCUUCAUUUCAAUAAGGGAUUAAAACUAAAAUCUGCUUUGUAAGAUUAUAGUGAGGUAUGAAUGAUCUUGUUACUAAAA